CUUAUUAUGACUCAGAAGUGGCAGAUGGAAAGGUAGGGCGUUGGACUCUGCUGUUUAUCAAAGUAAAUUAUUUGUCAAUUUUCUGUGACAACUCCAGACGACAGGUGUUCCUAAAAUUGUUUAAAAUGGCUGAUCCCAAAUACGCCGCACUGCCUGGAAUCGCGUAUGACCAACCUGAUUAUUAUGAGUCUGAAGACGUGUCUGAGUCAUUCUCCAACCUUAAUAACCAAGAUCAGAGUGAUUGUGUUGAAAAGCUCAAUACAAAUGUCACAGAGUCUUAUGCAAAAUUUCAAGGGCACUGGUUGUCAUCUCAGAAAGCAGAUUUCUCGGGAAAGAUUGGUGUAAAACACAAUGCUGGUUAUACUUCUUGGAAUGGACCAUAUGAGUUGCAAGCAGAAGGUGAAAAAGAAUCUCCUAUUGAAAAGCUAAACCGUCUCAAGUGUGAAGUUGUGGAACUCCAACAAGAAGUUCAACAAUCUGUUACUGGAUCUGAAGAAUCAGGGGAUCCUAGCAACUUAGCCAUGCAAGUUGCAUUUCUUCAGAAACAACUAAUGGAAAUUAAAAUAGAUGAAGUUGGCUUCCCUAAACCAGAGCUUUCUACAAAAAGAAAAAUUUUUGAGGAUCUGGAAACUGUUGGAAAAACAGCAGGUGAUGAUCAGGGCAAACUUUCUACAACUGACCCAUCCAAGAUUGUUUACCAGUUGCAGUUUAAACCACAACAGAUUAAGCUAGAUCUUGCUUCCAAAGAAGCCAAUAUGCUACAGAGACUGGAAAAACUGGAAAGUUUAUUUGGGGUCCCUGAUAAGAUGAAUCAGCUUUGUGCGGAAACUGGGCAAAAAUGUGUGAGUGAUGCUGUUAGAUCAAUAUGUUCCAAGGUAGCUCUUUUAGAACCAGCUCACCUAGACCAGGUUGAAGGUCGUCUUGCUGUCUUGAUGUCUAAACUUAAUGGCAUAGCCAAGGAACAUGGACCCAUUGAAGACAGCAAUGUAUCAAGAAUGGUUAAAGAACUGUAUGAAGUUGUGAAGCAGCUAGAGCCUUUGAUAUCUCUAUUACCUUCAGUUGUUGAUCGUUUGUCUUCUUUGAAAGUGCUCCAUGAUGGCGCUGUCAACUUUUCCCAAACUAUCGGCCAAGUCGAAAGUAUGCAAUCCAACUUAGAUCUGGCAAUCCAAAAUCAACUUCAGCUAUUAACGGAUAUCCAAGAAGGAUUGUCUACAAAUGUCCAAGCAAUGAAAGCUUCUAUUCAAAAAUUAGAUGAUAAACUGUCACGCAAGUGAAGUUGUUGUCUUAUUUACCUAAUCUCUUAUCUAUAAUUUGAUUCAACUUAUUGUCAAAAAUUUACCAUAAAAUGAAUGAUUACCAAA
Molecule: messenger RNA, 1361 nt
Organism: Daphnia pulex (common water flea)
Lineage: Eukaryota; Metazoa; Arthropoda; Branchiopoda; Diplostraca; Daphniidae
Gene: DCTN2-p50
Product: dynactin subunit 2-like
Exons: 10
Coding region: 126-1274 (382 amino acids)
Biological process (GO): mitotic spindle organization
Cellular component (GO): cytoplasm; centrosome; dynactin complex
Source: RefSeq, a predicted model, not a curated record